GAAGUGGAACAUCUGAGGUUUUGCCCAGUACCAGUAGAGAGAUAUACUGAUAGAUUGAGAGAGAGAGAGAGCGAUGGAGACAGAGUUGGAGCCAAGGGUUAAACCCUUAUCUUACAAAAUCAAGGGCAUGUCUCGCGAAUCACCUUCUCAGAAGGCCACUCAUGUCCUCGACCCUGACCUUCGAAAUCACUGGUCCACUGCUACCAAUACCAAAGAAUGGAUCUUGCUUGAACUUGAUGAACCAUGCUUGCUAUCACAUAUAAGGAUUUAUAAUAAGUCAGUUUUGGAAUGGGAAAUUGCAGUUGGCUUGCGUUACAAGCCAGAGACAUUUGUAAAAGUUCGUCCACGUUGUGAAGCACCUAGGCGUGACAUGACGUACCCCAUGAACUACACUCCAUGCCGCUAUGUGCGAAUAUCUUGUUUGCGGGGGAAUCCAAUUGCUGUUUUCUUCAUUCAGUUGAUUGGGGUUUCAGUUGCUGGUCUUGAACCUGAGUUUCAACCAGUUGUUAAUCACUUGUUGCCGCAAAUAAUAUCACACAAACAAGAUGCUCAUGACCUGCAUCUCCAGUUGCUUCAAGACAUGACUAACCGGUUGGUUGCAUUCCUUCCCCAACUUGAGGCAGAUCUUAGCAGCUUUUCGGAUGCUCCAGAGCUCAAUCUGCGUUUCCUUGCCAUGCUUGCCGGCCCUUUUUAUCCGAUUCUUCAUAUUGUGAAUGAAAGAGAAACCUCCAGGUUGGCUGGAAAUAUUUCGGACAGUGAAGCUUCAAAGAAUAGUCAAUCAUCAUCAGCUUUGACUGUUUCAUCUAAUUUUGAGCCAAGGAGAUCACGCAGCACAUCACCCUUUUUCUUGCCCACAGCAAGUUCCAUAGUGUUCCGUCCUGAUGUAAUCUUUAUGUUGCUGAGGAAGGCUUACAGAGAUGCUCAUCUGGGAACUUUUUGCAGAUUGGCUUCUAGAAUUCUGCUGAAGCUUAUAGAACCCCUUAAAUUGCAACAAUCAUCUAUUCCUUCAUCAGACACCACAUCUUCUCCUGAUGAAGCAUCGAACUCUGAAUUAUCUAAUCCUCCUGUUUUAGUUGAUUACUCAAACUUGUUUGGGGAUGAAUUCCGGAUACCUGAGGAUCAUUGGGAUGCCAACUAUCUCAGCGUCUUAGAUGUUGGGGCAGUGGAAGAAGGGAUAUUACAUGUUCUUUAUGCUUGUGCAUCGCAGCCUUUGCUCUGUAGCAAGUUGGCAGAUAGCAUGUCUGACUUCUGGUCUGCAUUACCACUUGUACAAGCAUUAUUGCCAGCUCUUCGUCCUAAUGUCAGUGGUCCGGAUCAUGUUGAUGAUAAUUUCUCAAUAUGGAAGCAGCCUUUUGUGCAACAUGCUCUGUCUCAGAUUGUGGCAACAUCUUCUUCACCGGUAUACAGACCACUGCUUCAUGUUUGUGCUGGCUACUUAUCAUCAUUUUCUCCGUCACAUGCUAAGGCUGCAUGUGUUCUCAUUGAUCUGUGCUCAGGUGUGCUGGCACCAUGGAUGGCUCAAGUGAUUGCAAAGGUGGACUUAACUCUGGAGCUUCUGGAGGACCUUUUAGGUGUAAUCCAGGGUGCUCGCCGUUCCUCAUAUCGUGCUCGUGCUGCCCUUAAAUACAUUAUAUUGGCUCUAUCUGGGCAUAUGGAUGAUAUAAUGUCAAAAUAUAAGGAUGCCAAGCACCGAAUUCUCUUUCUUCUGGAGAUGCUAGAGCCUUUUCUUGAUCCUGCCAUAACACCAAUAAAGAGCACGAUUGCCUUUGGAAACGUGUCUUCAGUUUUUCAGGAAAAGCAGGAACACAACUGUGCAAUUGCACUUAAUGUAAUCCACACAGCAGUAAGAAAGCCUGCUGUUUUACCAUCCUUGGAAUCUGAGUGGAGGCGUGGUUCAGUGGCUCCUAGUGUACUUCUUUCAAUAUUGGAACCUCACAUGCAGUUACCUCCUGAAAUUGACCACUGCAAGUAUUCCAUUUCUGAGCCUCUUGGGCAGGAAACAGUAAAUGUUUCACCUGUGUCUUCUGUGCCUCGCUUUGGAGGAGCCUCUUCAAAAUUUAAUAACCAAGAUGAAGCUGAUGGAAAGACUGAUGUUUCUGAUACCGGUGCAAAGAUGGAUAUUUUUGAAGAUAUCAGUUUUUUCUUUGCAUCAUCAGAAUUGAGGAGCAUGGCACUGACAUCUGUGUCUGGCAGUCCAGACAGAAAGAGCUUAGAUUCAAAACAUGGAAAUAUUAGCACAGAAGAGAAAUAUGUAGAGAAAACUAUCAAUAAUUUGGUUAACAAUAGGUUAGUAUUAGAUGCUGGUUGUGCUGCGGAGUACUAUAAUUUGCAUGCAGAUUACAUGCAACUUAUUAACUAUCGAGAUUGUGAGUUGCGGGCUUCUGAGUUUCGGCGUUUGGCUUUAGACUUGCACUCACGACAUGAUAUUACUCCUGAGGGUCAUGACGCUGCUAUAGAUGCUUUGCUUUUGGCAGCAGAGUGCUAUGUUAAUCCCUUCUUUAUGGUGUCUUGUAGAGAUGUUCCAAAGAUAGUCAACAGGAUGAACAAAGAUGCUGAAAAAAAUGAAUUUGCAGAUGUCAACAUUAUUUUGAAAAAGAAUGAUAAUGACUUGGAAACAGUAGCUCAUCUUGAAAGGAGAAGGGACAAAGUUGUUCUUCAAAUUUUGCUUGAGGCUGCUGAAUUGGACAGGACUUAUCAGAAAACUAUGUCAGAUGGGAAAUCAAGUCUCUUCUAUGCUGAAGAGAAUGAAGAGGUCUUAAGUUUAUGUCAGCAUGAUAUUGUAUCAGCAGAUGCUAUCACCUUAGUUCGACAGAAUCAAGCACUGUUGUGCAAUUUUCUGAUUCAGUGUUUGCAAAAGGAGCAACAUUCCAUGCAUGAAAUUCUUAUGCAAAGUCUUUUGUUCUUGUUGCAGUCAGCAACUAAACUGUUCUGCUCUCCUGAAGACGUAAUCAAUAUCAUAUUAGGAUACGCUGAGCACUUUAAUGGGCUGCUUACAACUUUUUAUCAUCAGUUCAAGGAAGGGAAUUUGCAGUUGGAUUCAGGAAAGGUACAUGAGGUGCAACGUCGGUGGAUGCUUCUUCAAAGGCUAGUAAUAGCUUCAAGUGGUGGUGAUGAGGGUCCUGACUUUUCAAUUAAUAUAAAUAAUGGUUUUCGGUUUGCAAAUUUGAUUCCCUCUGCAGCCUGGAUGCAGAAAAUAUUUACAUUCUCUUCUUCUACUUCCCCUCUAGUUCGGUUUCUAGGUUGGAUGGCUGUAUCUCGUAAUGCUAAACAGUAUCUGAAAGAGCGGCUAUUCCUAGCAUCAGAUCUGUCACAGCUGACAUAUUUACUAUCUAUAUUUUCUGAUGAGCUUGCUCUAGUAGAUAACAUUGUCGAAGAGAGAGAUGAGAACACAAAGAUUGAACAAGCGGUAGUCAAAGAAGCCAAAAAUGUUGAAAAAGGUUUUGAACUUCCUGGUCAACAGUAUGCAGACCAAUCUUUUCGAGCCAUGUACCCUGAUAUAAGUCAGUUCUUUCCAAGUAUGAGAAAACAAUUUGAAGUUUUUGGAGAAACUAUCUUGGAGGCCGUAAGAUUGCAAUUGAGAUCACUUUCUUCUGGUGUUGUGCCGGAUUUGUUGUGUUGGUUUUCCGAUUUAUGUUCAUGGCCAUUUUCUUGGAAGGAGAAGGAUCAUCUUGUGAUCAAGAAUAAUGCUGAUUACUAUAAAGGUUUUGUUGCAAAGAAUGCCAAAGUAAUCAUCCUAUACACACUUGAAGCCAUUGUGAUUGAGCACAUGGAAGCUAUGGUGCCUGAAAUAUCGAGAGUGGUACAAGUGCUUGUAUCCCUAUCUAGAACCUCAUACUGUGACGUGUCAUUCCUGGACUCUAUAUUGCGUUUGUUAAACCCAAUCAUCUCAUAUUCUCUACAUAAGGUGUCUGAUGAGGAAAAAUUAUUGAUUGAUGAUUCGUGUCUGAAUUUUGAGUCUUUGUGCUUUGAUGAGCUUUUUGCUAAUAUUAGACACAAUAAUGAGAAUGGAGGUACUCCAUCUGAAAAAGUAUACAGCAGGGCACUGACAAUUUUUAUUUUAGCUUCUGUUUUUCCUGAUUUGUCGUUCCAGCGUAAGAGGGAAAUUUUACAGUCUUUAAUGGCAUGGGCUGAUUUUGCUACUUCUGAGCCAACAACUUAUUUUCAUGAUUACCUUUGUGCAUUUCAGACUGUUAUGGAAAGCUGCAAAAUUUUGUUAGUUGAGACUUCAAGAGUCCAUGGUGUUAUCCCACUUAAUAUGCCUAUGCGUUCUGAUGUAAGCACUGGUGUUCUCUCUGAUAAUAGCUCAGAAUCACAUUCUACGUUUCUCGAUGAGAUCUGCCAGGGCGCUUGUGCAACUCAGGUGACUGAGAAACCAGAAGGUAACAGCUUUGAUGGUGUAAUCUCACGUCAAAAGGUUUGUCAUUUAUCUGUUGAAGAAGUAGAGGAUUUCUCAAAAGAUUUGGAGGGGCUUGUUUCCAAACUUAAUCCAACUAUUGAGCUCUGUUGGAAGAUUCAUCAUAAAUUGGCAAAGAAGCUAACACUAACAUCAGCUGAGUGUUUUAUUUACUCAAGAUGCUUAUCUUCAAUUGCGCAAAAAGCUUCCAUUUCUGCUCGGAUUGAGGAUGAGAGUAUCCUUCCAUCUAAAUCAGCUGACCAGUCCACAGAUCAUUGGAGGGUUGCUCUGGAAGGACUUUCUGAGAUGAUUAUGGUAUUGCAAGAAACCCAUUGCUGGGAAGUUACAUCUGUGAUGCUUGAUUGUCUACUCAGAGUCCCUCAAAGUUUUUGUCUGGAUAGUGUGAUUGGUACAAUAUGUACUGCAAUAAAGAAUUUUUCAUGUAGUGGACCGACAAUUGCUUGGCGUAUGCAGACUGAUAAGUGGUUGUCAUUUUUAUUUGCAAGAGGCAUCCACAGCUUUCAUGAUGGUGAAAUUCCUUUGAUCAAUCUGCUCUGUGCAAUGCUUGGUCAUCCAGACCAGAAGGCAACGCUUCUGUUUCCUACAGCCUUGGGGACGACUUGUAGGCAGGAUGGGUACAGUGGAAAAGCAUUACUGUCAUCAAUGUGUCGUGAUAACCUUUUAGUUAUCUCUGUUUCUGAACCAAUUUUGAAAUCUCUGGUUUCAAGUACAUGGGAUCAGGUGGCUUUGGUGGCAUCAUCUGACACCUCAUUACUUUUGAGAACUCGUGCAAUGGCACUUCUGGUUGACUAUGUUCCAUUUUCUCAGAGGCACCAGUUACAAUCUCUUCUUGCAUCAGCUGAUACCAUUCUUUAUGGUUUGGGAAAAUUUGCACACUCAACAUGUGAAGGCCCAUUGGUACAACUUUCGUUAGCACUCCUUGCCAGUGUUUGUCUGCAGGAUGCUUCUUCAAAGGCUAUUCUUUGA
Messenger RNA from Camellia sinensis, 5380 nucleotides. Lineage: Eukaryota; Viridiplantae; Streptophyta; Magnoliopsida; Ericales; Theaceae. The record is from RefSeq and is a predicted model, not a curated record.